CGUUAGGUUGCAGAACAAAGGAUUUGCUGCCACCACAACCGCUUUGGAAAGACAGAGAGCCUCUUUGCUAUCUUGCUUUCAGAGGUGUCUUAACUGUUUUCCGUUUAAGAACUCAUUCCCACAAUGGUGCCCAUCCUUGGAUACUGGAAAAUUCGAGGGCUGGCUCAGCCUAUAAGGUUCGUCCUGGAGUACGGUGGCGAAGGAUAUGACGAGAAAUUCUUCGAAGCAGGUCCUGCACCCGACUUCGACAGGUCAAGUUGGACUUCUGUCAAAUUCACUCUCGGCCUUCCGUUACCUAACCUUCCGUAUUACAUAGACGGUGACGUCAAGCUGACGCAAAGCAACGCUAUCCUGCGGCACUUGGGAAGGAAAUACGAUCUUUGCGGGAACACCGAGACUCAGAAGAUGACGGUGGACAUGCUGCUGGAGCAAGGGAAGGAUAUGCGGAUGGCCUAUGCCCGCCUCUGCUAUUUGACAUACAGCCCAGAGACUAAGAAAGAGUACCUAACCAACCUACAAACAACCUUGAAAUCAUUGUCAACUAUCUUGGGUAAACAGAGUUGGUUUGCUGCUGAUAAGAUAACACUGGCGGACUUCGUCUUGUAUGAAGAAUUUUACGUCAAUCUUGUGUUAGAUCCGACUUGUCUUGACUCCUUCUCUAACCUCAAAAGCUUCGUCAAAAGGUUCGAGGAUAUUCCGGCCAUAAAGAAGUUUAUGGCUUCUCCAAAAUACAUCAAAACUGCCCUCAACGGUCCCAUGGCCAAAUUUGGAACUGGCAAAUAAGGAGGAAAUUGAAAUAUGUCUGUUUGAAGACAGGAGAGCAAGAAAGUGAAAUUGUUGAUGAUAGUACUAUAAUAAAACUGAUGAAAAUA
Molecule: messenger RNA, 872 nt
Organism: Macrobrachium nipponense
Lineage: Eukaryota; Metazoa; Arthropoda; Malacostraca; Decapoda; Palaemonidae
Product: glutathione S-transferase Mu 2-like
Exons: 5
Coding region: 124-783 (219 amino acids)
Biological process (GO): glutathione metabolic process
Molecular function (GO): glutathione transferase activity
Source: RefSeq, a predicted model, not a curated record